Schistocerca americana (American grasshopper) is the source of this 1023-nucleotide messenger RNA. Its product is annotated as forkhead box protein L2-like. The coding region runs from base 1 to 1023 and encodes 340 amino acids. The record is from RefSeq and is a predicted model, not a curated record. Gene Ontology annotation, cellular component: nucleus. Gene Ontology annotation, biological process: regulation of transcription by RNA polymerase II; animal organ morphogenesis. The transcript is spliced from 5 exons. NCBI's taxonomy places the organism in Eukaryota, Metazoa, Arthropoda, Insecta, Orthoptera, Acrididae. Gene Ontology annotation, molecular function: DNA-binding transcription factor activity, RNA polymerase II-specific; RNA polymerase II cis-regulatory region sequence-specific DNA binding.
AUGCUAGCAGCGCGCGUCGGCGUCGCCGGACGCGGAGGGACGGCGAGGGGAGAGAGAGGCCACGCCCACCGCGGCGCUGGGCCCGCCUCCGCGUCCGCCCCCGCCACAAAAAGCGCGGGCAGCGCGCGCAGGGCCGGCGGCCGGCCGCCACACGCGUCCGUGCUGCAGCAGACCAUCAACAUCCAGCAGCACCUGCACCACCUGCACCUGCACCAGCACCACAGCGUCAUCCUCAGCGGCGCCGGCGCCGGCGCGCUCCCGGAGCUCGACCACCACGCCCAACAGCAGCAGCAACAGCAGCAGCAGCAACAGCCGGCGACGCAGCAGCAGCAGCAGCAGACGCAGGACAAGGAGCAACAGCCGCCGGCGAAGAAGGGCAACCCCGGCGUGCGGCGGCAGGAGAAGCCGCCCUACUCGUACAUCGCGCUGAUCGUGAUGGCCAUCCAGAGCUCGCCCGCCAAACGGCUCACGCUCAGCGAGAUCUACAGCUUCCUGCAGCAGCGUUUCCCCUUCUUCCGCGGCGCCUACCAGGGCUGGAAGAACUCGGUGCGCCACAACCUGUCGCUCAACGAGUGCUUCAUCAAGCUGCCCAAGGGGCUGGGCCGGCAGGGCAAGGGCCACUACUGGACCAUCGACCCCGCGUCCGAGUUCAUGUUCGAGGAGGGCUCGUUCCGGCGGCGGCCGCGCGGCUUCCGGCGCAAGUGCCAGGCGCUGCAGCAGCACCAGCAGCAGCAGCAGGCGUGCUCGGACCGCGAGGUGGCCGCCGCGUGGGCCAUGCAGGGCGGCGUGUUCGCCACGAGCGACGGCAACGCCUACAUGAAGCCGCCGCCGCUGAGCCCGCUGCCCGACCACCAGCCGCUGACGCCGCCCGCGCCGGGGCCCUCGCCGCACGACCCCUACGCCUCCUACCAGUACGCGCUGCAGGCCGCCGAGCACGUGCCUGCUGGAGAGCAGGGCCGGCAGAGAUUUGUGGCCGCCGCCGUCUGCGGCCGGGAGCGCUCGCCUCUAGUGGCGGUCGCCUGA